AUGGCUGCGAGAAGUUUACUGAUGGCCGUAUGGCUUUUGGCUCUGCCUCUUCUCUCAUGGGCACAUGUCGUUAUCGUGUAUCCCGGCUGGCGCGGCGACAAUCUAAUCACCAACGCGACGUUCCCAUACGGCAUGCAGUGGAUGUAUCCCUGCGGUGGUCACCCUGCGACAACAAACCGCACCUUCUGGCCCACGACGGGAGCGCCCAUAUCGUUCCAGCCCGGCUGGUUCGUGGGCCAUGCGACGGCGAUGCUGCAGGUCAACCUGGGCAUGGGCAGUGACGGCCCCGAUGGCGGACCGCUGCACAUGGAGCACCAGAUUGUGCCCAAGUUUGGCAUUCUCGGCCCCAGCAACAACCCCUUCCCGGGCACCAUCUGUUUGGACCAUGUGACGGUGCCGACUGAUAUCGGCGUCAAGGCGGGAGUCAAUGCCACGAUCCAGAUUGUCAUGUCAGCACAGCACGGCGCCGCGCUGUUCUCGUGCGUCGACAUCACCUUUGUCGAGCCGGGCGACAAACGGAUCCCGCCGGUCAACGGCACCAACUGCUUCAACUCUUCCGACAUUGGAUAUUCAGACAUUCAUCUCGCCACCAUCUCCACGGGCGUGGAUCUUGGCGAUCUUGGCGAGCUGAAGAUGUGA
This is a messenger RNA of Trichoderma gamsii, 639 nucleotides long. RefSeq lists its product as hypothetical. Bases 1 to 639 code for a protein of 212 amino acids. NCBI's taxonomy places the organism in Eukaryota, Fungi, Ascomycota, Sordariomycetes, Hypocreales, Hypocreaceae. The transcript is spliced from 3 exons. The record is from RefSeq and is a predicted model, not a curated record.